AUGUCUUUUCGCAAGAGGAAUAUCGGUUUGUCUACUGGAGGCGACCGGCCCGCCGCGCUCGUCAAUUCUGCGGUCCCGCUGCAGCAGCCUGCCGUUCCAGAAUCGACACCGGGCGUGCGCCCCUCUCCCGAUGAUGGGCGACCGACGACUUCGACGGGCACGCCGUCGCUUGAUAAUAUCCUUGCUGGACAUGGAGGUUUGCCGAUUGGGAAGGCUUUGCUGGUGGAAGAGAAUGGGACUACGGAUUUUGCGGGGGCAUUGCUACGGUACUAUGCCGCCGAGGGCGUGGUGCAGGACCACAGGGUCCAUGUCGUGGGAAUGCCGGAGCAGUGGGGGAGAAGUCUUCCGGGCUUGAUCGGGCCAGCUGAUGCCGUGGAUGAGAAGCAGGACAAGCGGAAGGGCGAGCGGAUGAAGAUCGCCUGGAGGUACGAGCGUCUAGGGGAAUUCGGAGCAGGGAUAGCAGGGUCAAGAGUGCCUACAGCUACCCCCGGAGACCAGAGUCCAGCGACGGCGGACAGUAGUCCGGACAAGCGACCUGCGUUCUGCCAUGCGUUCGAUUUGACCAAGCGACUCACACACCCUUCGAUCACCAACCUCAACUACAUCCCGCUGCACCCGUCGAACGAGCCCUUGUUUACAACGAUCCACAAACGCCUUCAAGCCGCGAUCGCGUCGAGCCCUCCAACCACCGUCCACCGCAUCGUGAUUCCCUCCCUACUGAACCCCACGCUAUACCCGCCCGAGUCGAGUCAGCCGGACAGCGUUUUGCCGUUCCUGCAUUCCCUGCGAGCCCUGCUCAAUACGUCAGGUGUGCGAGCCACGGCCAUGAUCACAAUUCCACUGUCUCUUUACCCGCGAGCUUCGGGUCUCGUGCGAUGGAUGGAACUCAUAAGCGACGGCGUGAUCGAGCUCUGUCCCUUCCCUCACUCAGCCGACGCGCUCGCCACAUCAGGCGCGGCCACAUCCCACGAGGAGCCGCCGCAAGGCAUGCUGAAGACCCAUCGACUACCCGUGCUGCACGAGCGUGGUGGCGGAAGUGAUCAGAACGUAGGCCAAGAUUGGGCCUUCACGCUGAGCCGGCGGCGGUUCGAGAUCAAGCCGUUCAGCCUUCCGCCCGCCGAAGGCGACAAGGAGGGCCAGGACGGCGCGGUUUCCGGCGGGAUGCCCAAGAAAGCGGAUCUGGAGUUCUGAGCCGGGGAGUGGGUUUUCCGGCAGAAGCGCGCCCCCGAUUAUUCCUCGUGGUCCGAGUCUCGCAGCAUGUCGUCCAGCUCGAUCUGCUCGGACAUGGCGGGUCCGGUGUUGACCAUCGUUCGGAGAUAGUGUCUACCGUACGAGUCGAUGCCCGGUCCGGCGGGCGACGCGGAGAAAUACGAUCUCACGCGCCGGUUCCUAAGACAGGUGGAAAGACCAAGCCAUGCUUCGAGGCAUUAAGAGGUGUUUUGGACGGGUGCCUUUGGUGGAAACAUACCUAGAACCAACAACAGCGGCGCAAAGAACACGAAGAAUAGAAGCCAGAAGAAGCUCAUUUCGAGGGUAGAAUG
Aspergillus homomorphus CBS 101889 is the source of this 1541-nucleotide messenger RNA. RefSeq names its product elongator complex protein 4. NCBI's taxonomy places the organism in Eukaryota, Fungi, Ascomycota, Eurotiomycetes, Eurotiales, Aspergillaceae. The transcript is spliced from 2 exons. The record is from RefSeq and is a predicted model, not a curated record. Gene Ontology annotation, cellular component: transcription elongation factor complex; cytoplasm; elongator holoenzyme complex. Gene Ontology annotation, biological process: tRNA wobble uridine modification. Bases 1 to 1191 code for a protein of 396 amino acids.